AGUGUGUGAGAUGUGCAGUUCACCUUGUUCGACGGUGCUGAUGUUAAAGCAGCGGGAGGAAGAGGAAGAGGAAGAGAACUCUGGGACGCCGGAACUCUCUCCAUCCCAUAAUCCUCUCUGCGGCGCUCCUGAGCUUCAGAAGCAGGAAACUGAUGACAGUUCAGCGGAUGUUCUUCAGUCUCUCGGCAGCGGCGCGCGAGAUCGAUCUCCAUCGAUAAUGAGUGAGCAGAGCAUCUGUCAGGCGCGGGCCACCGUCAUGAUGUACGACGACGGCAGCAAGCGCUGGGUCCCGGCCGGAUCCGGAGCGCAGGCCGUCAGCCGGAUCCACGUCUUCCAGAACCCCAGCAACAACAGCUUCCGGGUGGUGGGCCGCAAGCAGCAGGCGGACCAGCAGGUGGUCAUUAACUGUCCUCUGGUCCGCGGGAUCAAGUAUAACCAGGCCACUCCCACGUUCCACCAGUGGCGGGACUCGCGGCAGGUGUGGGGGCUGAACUUCGGCAGUAAAGAAGACGCGGCUCAGUUCGCUAGCGGGAUGCUGCACGCGCUCGACGUGCUCAGCGGCCAGACGGACUCGGGUGCAUGUCCUCCCUCUCCUCGACCGCCUCAAAACGGCCCGAGCGCGGAGGAGUUAGAGCAGAAGAGGAGGCAGGAGCAGCAGGAGAGAGAGAGACAGGAGCAAGAGCGAAUGGAGAGAGAGAGACGGGCGUCUGUGGCUCCAGCCCUGCCUCCUGUUCCUCCUCCCGCUCCGGCCUCUGGUCCUCCUCCUCCUCCUCCACCCGGACCUCCACCUGCUCCAGGACCCCCACCGCCGCCCCCACCACCACCUCCUUCAGGAGGAGGUCCACCACCCCCGCCCCCGCCCUCAGGAGGAGGAGGAGGAGGAGGAGGAGGAGGAGGAGGAGGAGGAGGAGGAGGAGGAGGAGGAGGAGGAGGAGGAGGAGGAGGACUAGGAGGAGACGGAGGUCUGGCCGCAGCACUCGCUGGAGCUAAACUACGGAAAGUGGCCAAGGAGGACAGUGGAGCGGCGGCUCCUGCGGCGAGCGCCAGUUCAGGAGGAGGAGGAGGAGGAGGAGGUGGAGGAAGUGGAGGAGGAGGAGGAGGACCAGGACUGAUGGGAGAAAUGAGCGCAAUUCUCGCUCGACGGAAAAAAAUGUCGGACACUCCAGGGACGAAGAAGGUUGAAGCGAGCAGCGCUGAUCCUGUGAGCAGCGACUCCAGACCUGCAGACGUGUUGAAGAAGCCGUGGGAGAAGCCGUCGUCCGUUUCACGGGUGAACUCAGCGCCUAAGACUCCCAGCCCAGUUUCUCCGGCAUCUGCGGCUCCGUUGAGCAGGACGAGGCCCGGCAGCAGCACCGGAGGAGACACCGGAUCCAGAGACGGUUCCGACCUGGAGAAAUUCAAAGAGGAAAUCCUGGAGGAGAUGCGCAAAGAGCUGCAGAAAACCAAAGAUGAAAUCAUCCGCGCUCUGAUCGAGGAGCUGCGGAGUAGCAGUGUGGUGUAGCAGCUUCACGCGUGAGCAUCAGGACGAUGAAGAGACGUCUGCUCAAACCACAAGCACUGCAAAGAAA
This is a messenger RNA of Rhinichthys klamathensis goyatoka, 1568 nucleotides long. RefSeq names its product vasodilator stimulated phosphoprotein a (gene vaspa). Gene Ontology annotation, molecular function: SH3 domain binding; profilin binding. Lineage: Eukaryota; Metazoa; Chordata; Actinopteri; Cypriniformes; Leuciscidae. The record is from RefSeq and is a predicted model, not a curated record. Gene Ontology annotation, biological process: neural tube closure; actin cytoskeleton organization; axon guidance. Bases 11 to 1501 code for a protein of 496 amino acids. The transcript is spliced from 14 exons.